UCAGGAUUUUUCAAACCCGGCGGCCGCGCGCGCCCUGUGGGGUUUGGGACGAAAUGAUCGAAUGAGGGACCAACCGCCACCGCCACCGCCCCGGAGGCCGCGCCAUGUACCGACUGAAGCGCAGGCGGGGGGAGCCGGCGACCGGGCAGAGCAGCAUCGACGCCUUCUUCGACCAGGUCCAGAAGCCGCAGAAACUUUUUACAGAAAUUGGCCAUGCAAUGAGAGCUGCUGAUCAAAGCAAGCGGAGCAGUCAGGAUGCCGCAGUGACCAUUAGUAUCUUAGACAGCGGUGAUGAGGAAGAAGAUUUAAUAAAAUCAGCAAUUCUAGAAUCUGCGGUCACAGAGAUUGUCCCUGAAUCUCCAGUCAUCCUGGGUGAUGUGUACUCUGUUCCUGAAACACCAGAACACAAAAUCGAGGCACGUCUCAAAUUACUGGAGCCCAAUGUGAUGAGUACUCCCAUGUCCUGUAACUCCCGUUUUCGGAUAAACCGAUCGAAGGAAAAUGCUGGAGUUAAAGUUGCUCUUUUUCCCACCAUUUUAAAUUCUGAGAAUGUGGACCAAGUGCAGAGAAACUGCAGUCUUCACAAAGCUGCGCAGAGGACUCGUCAUGUUGGAGGUCGCAAGACAUUUAGUCCCAUUGAAUUGUCAGGAAAGAGAUUUGCUAACCCGAAAGAUAUGCCCAAACCUAAAAAGUUGAGAUCAGCCUCUGUGAGAAAACCAAGUGUCACCGGGGUGCAUGAUGUGAUAGACUCGCCUGGUAGUUUCCUGGAUGAAUGUCUAAUGAUUAUCAGUCAAUCCACCCCAGAGUCAAAGCACUGCAAAACUGUGAAUUAUAAUGUGAAUAGCAACCGGCAAAGCAUCAAGGAAAAACAACCUGCUACCCAGGUUUCAAUGAAUUUCUUUCCAACAAGCUGUGCCAAGAAACCUGGGAAUCUCCGUGUGACUGCGGUGAGCAAAAAGGAGAACUUCCAAUCACUCGUAUCAAGAAACCUAUUGUUGAAGAAUCCCUUCAAGAAAAUUGAUCCCAAACCAAACACUGCCUCAAAGAAUGAACGUCAAGAUUCAGUUUUUAUUCGGAUUGGUCGAGAAAAAUACCCUGACACUGACAAAGAGAAUGAAACCGAUGACUUAAUCAGAAACUCUGAGGACGUUGAUGAUCUAUUGAGAGAGUUAAACAAAGCAUCAAUGGAACUGAAUGGAGGUGCAGAUGCUGUGAAAAUCCCACCUGCCUCUGUGGACCUUUGUAAAGAUCCCGGAGAGAAACGUCCAUGUGAAGAUGUACCGGAGCGUGAAGAAGCCUAUGCUAAGCAUGUAAUGAACGAAGUUAAUAAACUGAGACAAGGAACGGAAACAGAAUCUUUUCAUCUGACUGAGCUGUCACGCAUGUCAAGCAACCUCGACAUUACCACUGCUGCUGAACAGUCAGAUGACCAAUGGGAAGAAAUGGAUGACGGCUGGCUGGAGGAAGUCAUGAGCCAAAGCUUUACAAAUGUAACAGAAAAGCCAUGUUCUUUAAGUAAGAAAACGUUUGGUGACAACGCAAUUCUCUGCAAGGGAGUGAACAACCGGUACCGGAUUGUGACAGUGAACGAAGUCACAAGCCCCAGUGGUUUUCCAGAGAAACAUUUAACCAUCACGGCGAGCCAGCUGGGUGACAGCACAGAGCAGUGUGUUCUUCAAGAUGACUGGGAAUCCACUGAUAUCAAACCAGGAGACAUUGUUCAUGUUGAAGGAGAGAAUUUCUCAGGUCCCUGGGUGAUAAACAGGGAUUGUGGCUACCUGAUUUGGAACCCUGACCACCUAAUUUCUGGAACCAGCGUAGCAAAUAGUAUCCGAUGCAUGCGAAGGGCUGUACUCAGCGAAAGGUUCAAGGCCUGUGAAAGAGGAACAAGACAGAUGCUGUUUGGCACCUUGGUUCAUGAGAUCUUCCAGAAAGCAGCAACUAGUCACGGGUUCACAGAGGACGCACUGCAAAAAAUUACCUCAAAAACUCUUCGUGCCUUAAAGUACUUAGGAGAGAUGUACAGCCUAAAACUGAGUCAAGCGGAGGUAUUGCAGGAGAUCAGUGAAUAUGUGCCUUCAAUCAUCAAGUGGGCUGAAGAUUUUAUGCACAACUCCCCGUGGCCCAGCAAACAGCAAUUGCAGCUUAAACUCCCGAGCGAGCGAAAUCUGAGUAGACAGGAUGCCAUGAGUAGCAUCACAGUGACUGAUAUUGAAGAUAUUGAAGAGAAUAUCUGGUCCCCAAGAUUUGGUAUAAAAGGCAAGAUUGAUGUAACUGCCUCUGUUAAAAUCCAUCGCCAGUCUAAAAGCCAGACCAGAAUCAUGCCUUUGGAGCUCAAAACGGGAAAAGAAUCCAAUUCAAUAGAGCAUAGGAGUCAGGUGAUCCUGUACACCUUGCUGAGCCAAGAUCGUAGGGAGGAUCCGGAGGCUGGCUUUCUUCUCUAUCUGAAGACUGGGACAGUUUACCCUGUGCCUGGCAAUCGUAUGGAUAGGAGAGAAUUGCUGAAGCUAAGGAACCAGCUGGCUUUUUAUUUAGCCAAUGGUGUGGUUCAGUCCAGCACGCCAAAAGCUGGGCUGUUACCUCCUGUGGUCAGUGACAGACUGGCCUGUAAAUUCUGCUCACAGCUUCGGAACUGCGCUUUAUACAGCAGGGCAAUUGAGGAGGAGCAGGCUGCCAGCUUUGUGCCAGCAGAACUGAAGCCAGUGCUGGAUCAGGAGACCGAGCAUCUGACUCGUGGACACCUUCAGUAUUUCAGCCUUUGGUACCUGCUUUGCAUUAUGGAAGCAAAUACGAUGGACAGCAAAGGAGGCCGGAGACUCAUCUGGAUGCUUUCUGCAGAGGAAAGGGAGCAGCAAGGUGGCUGUAUUGGUUACCUUCUACGAAAUGGUGCAGCACAGGCCAUCUCUGAUGGACAGUACCAGCAUCAGUUCAUACGGAAAAAUGGCUUCAUCCCGGACACUGCACUCAUGGCUGGAGACCGAGUGGUCGUGAGCGGACAAGAGAAACAGCUGCUAGCUCUGUCUUCUGGAUACAUCAUUGGGGUGACUGAGUCCCAGAUUACCUGUGUACUCGAUCGGAAUCUUUCCAAGCUGCCCGCUGAAACUAUUUUCAGGUUUGAUCAUGAUGAAGGAGUUGUAGGUGUGAAUUAUCACCUCGCAAACCUUUCCAAACUGAUGGAAGCCUCCGCAGUCAGUACGAAACUUCGAGAGCUGAUCGUGGACCAUCGACCUCCUCAGUUUAUUCCUCAUCUCAGCACUGUGCUUCCUCAGGAGGUGAAAGAAACUGUGGCAAACAUUCUAAAAGGACUCAACAAACCCCAGAAACAAGCUAUGAAGCGAGUGUUGCUUUCCAGGGAUUAUACCCUGAUUGUAGGCAUGCCAGGCACUGGGAAAACUACCACCAUCUGUACUCUGGUGAGGAUCCUUCAUGCCUGUGGCUUCAGUGUCCUCCUGGCCAGUUACACUAACUCAGCUGUGGACAACAUUUUGCUAAAGCUGGCUAGGUUCAAAGUGGGCUUCCUGCGUUUAGGGCGGGUGCAGAAGGUUCACCCCAACAUCCAAAAGUUCACAGACGAGGAGAUUUGCAAAAGGAAAUCUGUCCACACCCUUGCUGAACUGGAAGAACUGUACAGCAGUGAGCUGGUUGUCGCAACAACCUGUAUGGGAGUUAAACACCCAAUUUUCAGCCGUCGACGGUUUGACUUUUGCAUUGUGGAUGAGGCCUCUCAGAUCAACCAGCCAAUCUGUUUGGGUCCCUUAUUUUACGCUGAUCGGUUUGUGCUGGUUGGCGAUCAUCAACAGCUGCCACCCAUCGUCCAGAGUUCCGAAGCCAGAGCUCUGGGAAUGGACGAGAGUUUGUUUAAGCGUUUGGAGCAGAACCACGAUGCAGUCGUUUACCUGAAUGUCCAGUAUAGAAUGAACAGCAAGAUUAUGUCGCUCAGCAAACUGGUGUAUGAAGGGAAGCUGGUGUGUGGCUCCGAACAAGUGGCAGCUGCUACUCUGCAGUUGCCCAGGUGGAACGAACUGGACUCAUCUUGGCUAAAAGACGCCCUGGAGCCACGUCAUCCCAUCUGUUUCCUGAACACCGCAAAGGUACCAGCCCCGGAGACAGAUGAGCCUUAUGGUCUGGGUAAUGUUACAGAGGCUCAGUUGGUGUACCAUCUAACAGCUGUGCUUUUAAAGGCUGGAUGUCGGGGCUGUAACAUUGGCAUCAUUGCCCCGUACAGACAACAGCUUAAAACCAUCUCCGCACUACUGGCAAAAGAGGCAGCCUUCAGUGCCGUGGAGGUGAACACUGUGGAUAAGUACCAGGGAAGAGACAAGAGUGUCAUCAUCGCUUCCUUUGUGCGGAGCAAUCGUGAUGGCAAUCUGGGGGAGUUGUUGAAGGACUGGAGACGUCUCAAUGUUGCUGUCACUAGGGCCAAGCACAAGCUGAUCAUGGUGGGCUGUGUUCCAACAUUGCGUCGAUAUGCCCCGUUGGAAAAAUUACUUGAUAACCUAAAUGCUGAACAGAUGAUCAUUGAACUUCCGCCAGCAGCUCAUGAAGUGGCUGCUCCACAGACCAGCUGACCUGAGUGACUUUCCCUCCAGGCUGAAGAACUUGAAUAUGCACUGCCAAGUGGCUCAUCUCAUCAUAGUCCUCCCUUUCCCUCCAUUGGUAACUUAUCUACCUCAUGAAGGAAAACCCCAUUCUGGUCAGCGUUGCAAGUCUGACAUUAGAUAGGCAAUUUUGUAUGUUGUUUCUCUAACCUCCUCUCCCCCCACCUCACCUUCGGAUAAGUAAACUUGAUAGAAACUGAAGAUUAGAAACUUCUAAAUUGUCAAUUUUGAAUACAGUGGAAUUUAAGGUGCUGAUUUUAAAAAAAAAAUUAAAAAUUGGUUGACACUGUUAAUAUAGCUCCCAAAUGACUUAGUCACUGUCCAAGACACUUAGUCAGUGUCCAGAUUACUUAGUCAACAUAGACUGAAAUAUGGACACUAUCCAAAAAGACUCAGUCACGGAUUCUAAUUUCAUCACGUCACUGCAGAUCAAAUCAUUCAGUAGAUACAUUCUUGACUUUGAUCUACCAGAGCAUUAUAGACAUUAAUACCCUUCUGGCCUACUGCUGUAUCAUUAACAGCCAUAUCAACACACUUUGAAAUGGUCUUGUAAGCUGCUUACUCAGUGAAUAAGGUACAUGGUAGAAUCUACACUAACUUUACAUAUAUGAAGAACUUUUGGCGGUUAGUUGAAAUGAAACCUCACAUUUUCCCUCAUUGUAUCACUCAUUUUACAACUAAAGCUGCAUCAGAACUAGUCCAAUCUGGGCUGAGGUGACUGCUGUACAAAUGCAGAGCCACAUUGCCAAUUUGUUUGUAAAAGCUGCUGUUAUAAUUAUGCUUUGUAAUCCUAAGAGCUGUGUUGUUUACAGUUGUGUUGGGAGAUUAUUGAUCGCAUACGUUGUGUAGAAGGAUGUUAGAUUGUUUUGCAGUCCAAGUUAUCAAAUGUACAAUUGUUAUCAAGUGUACACCCUAUCUUGGGAUUGUUUCUUGAAGAGGUCAGGGCUGCACUGAUUUACAAGUGCAGAACUAGCUGCUACUUAACAAGUUGGUAAUGAUGCUAUUUUAAUGCGUAAAUUAAAUAAAAUGCUAAUUAAAAAAAAA
Messenger RNA from Callorhinchus milii (elephant shark), 5642 nucleotides. It is a transcript of the gene dna2, whose product is annotated as DNA replication helicase/nuclease 2. Gene Ontology annotation, biological process: replication fork reversal. Lineage: Eukaryota; Metazoa; Chordata; Chondrichthyes; Chimaeriformes; Callorhinchidae. The record is from RefSeq and is a predicted model, not a curated record. Gene Ontology annotation, cellular component: cytoplasm. Gene Ontology annotation, molecular function: single-stranded DNA helicase activity; 5'-flap endonuclease activity.